Messenger RNA from Gambusia affinis (western mosquitofish), 3651 nucleotides. Its product is annotated as UPF0500 protein C1orf216 homolog. The transcript is spliced from 3 exons. The record is from RefSeq and is a predicted model, not a curated record. Lineage: Eukaryota; Metazoa; Chordata; Actinopteri; Cyprinodontiformes; Poeciliidae. Bases 2059 to 3063 code for a protein of 334 amino acids.
AAAAUAUGACUUUGAAAAAUCAACCCCCAUUUUCUUCUCAUAAGGCCAAAAAAUGAAAUUAUCGCUGUGAAUUUUUGGCUCAAUCGGCACCCCGUAGAUAAACCUGGCGAAAGAGAUGCGUGAGAAACACAAGAGAGCCCAGGACUCAGCAGGAGGAGCUCAACCUGCAACGAGUGGAGAAGAACCUGACUAGGUUAAAAAAAAUAAAAUACACAUUCUGCAAAACAUGCAGUUUGUCCUGGAGCCAGCAGGGGGCCGCAAAGUUCGCUGAUUCCUCUGCUGAAUGCCCAGCAGGACGUUAGUCACACGGAGGGAGGAGGAGGAGCAGGGAGGAAGAGGAGGCAGAUAAACAUCAGCCAGGAGCGCGAGGAGGAGGAGGAACUGGGAGGGCGCAGCGACCAGCAGCGGAUCCAGCGACCAGAACCAGUAGAAAAGGUAAGAACCAUGAAGACCCGAUCACACGGCGAGAGGAGGAGGAAGAGGAGCGGGAUGGGGUGAGUUACAUCAGGAGUCUGGACCGAACCUCCUGACUCGGUUCACCAAACCAUCCAGGAUCGGAGCGGAGCUCAGACCGACCCGGUUCGGUUCGGUUCGGUUCGGUUCAUUUUGUCGCAUUUGCACGGUUCUGCCGCAGGAUCAGAGGCGGGCUCUCGGAAUAAAGCGAACCGAACCUUCAUCUACAUCAACGCAUGCGCGCUCCCGACUCGGUCAUCUUCCCGUCCUUCAGCCUCACGUGCGCGCGCGGCGCGGGCUGGGGAGUGACUGACAGCAGCCUGCAGUCAGGAUUAGACACAUUUCCAUGCGAUGAUGAUGAUGAUGAUGAUGAAGGAAGCGCCCAUAGGUCACGCAUCAGUGCGUGUGCGCAUGCGUGCAUGUUGGGUUUUAUCGGGUCUUCUUGUUGCUGCUGGAUUAUAAUCUGCUGCUGCUCAGCGGUUCUGUUCUGGAGCUCCUGACCCAGUUGGUGGUCCAGACGGUUCUGGUUCUGGUUCGGUUCUUUGUCUGCUUUUCUUCUCUGGUUCGGUCCAAUCUCCUCUACUGGGUUAAAUCUGGACCUGUUCAAUGAAUCCAUGCAUUGGCCCGGUCCAGUGAUCAGCGCGCUGCGCCUCUAUGAAGUGUGGACUCAGGUCAGGGGUCAGGGGUCAGAGUUCAGGGUUGGGCCAGAAUGACUGGGUCGUAACGUCACACGGCGCCAAAAUGGCGGACUGGUCACUGUUUAGCAUCCUGCUGCUAAAACAGAACAGAACAUUUUAAAUGUCCAGUUUAGGUUUUUUUUUCUUUGUUGAAGGAAUCUGUUUUGUUGUGACUUGUUGAAUACAGAAAAUUCAAUAUAAUCUCUCAUGUUCAGUAAAACUAAAAUUAUUUCAAUAUUUGACUUUUGAAAACUGAUUUUAUUCUGUUUGUUUACGACAGACGGCUCACUCUGUGAACUUAUUUCAUAUUUCCAAGACGGCAAAAAAUACACAUUAAAAUGUUCUAAUAUUUAAUAAUACUUAUUUAUAUUUAUUUGACUCAUAGAGACUUAAAACCAUCUGAGGUUUGGUAUAAAGUGGAGCUCAUAAAGGUCAAGUGAAGGACAAACAUGUAAAAGAAUUAUAAAAAUGUCUGAUGCUACAUGUGGAAAAUAAAAAGACUAAUGGAAUUAAAAUGUCCUUUUUAAAAGAAACUAUGGAUGUUGUGACUUUAGGGACCAAAAAUGUAACAAUAAAUUCAUCAGUUUUCUAAACAUUUGAUCCAAAAUCAUGAUGACAAUAAAACCAAACAGCUUUCUAUUCCACUCCCACAAAAAAAUAUUUGAAUUUCAUAAUUAUCUAUAAAGUUUUCCCUAAAUUGACUUUCUGCAAAAGAAAUUCAGAAUAAAUAUCAAUUUCUGUGUUUUGUGAUGAGACAUUUUUUAGUAGCAGUUUCUCCGUCUGUCUGCUGAUCGUCCAGGUAGAAAAUCCCAGACAAUGGGAGGAGAAACCACCAGCAUUACUUAGGAAGGCGAUGGCCAGGCCGGGUCAGCCCGGUCCGGUUCUGGACUGAAACUGAGAGGCAAAGCAGCCAAAUCUGUUGAUCCGCAUGACGAGGAAAUUCUGGUUGGAGGGUCGUGAGUCUCAGUCGCGGUCAGUGAUGCUGCACCAUCAGGACCAACAUCUGAACCGGGCCUACAGAGGCGGCACCAACAGCUCGCCCCUCAGGAACAAAGACAGCAACUUCAACUUCCUGCCAGGCGCCAACGACGAAGCCCAAGCAGAAACCAGGAGAGGAGGCGAUGAGAACCGGAACCAGGUCCGUCCCCGGAACCUGCCGUUGGGUCGCGACCCUCAGAGUUCGCCGACCUCCGGCUUCAACUCGAGCCUGAUGUCGCCUCGCUCCCGCCUGCCCUGCUGGAGCCCACUGGAGCCGCUCCCUGAAGUCGAGACGGGGGAUGACGGGUACGGGCGGGUGCCGCCGGACGGAGCGGAGGAGAGGAUGAUGGAGGAGGAGGAGGAGAGGAUGAUGAUGUUUGAUGAGAAGAAGGAGCGCCAGAGGAAGGAGGAGAACCCGGAUGACGAAUGGGGAGACAGCGACUCGGAGUCGGAGUUCAGCUGUCGCUCCGGCGGCAGCGUCUCCUCCCUGAAUGUGGAGAGUGGAGGCGAGGCGGGGCUCCUGGGCGGCUGGGACCGGAUCGGCGUCGGAGAGCCCAAAUCAAGCAAGCCUGAAGCCGGACCGAUCAGAACCGGAGAUGUGAAACAGAGGAGCUUCAGCAGCAAGCCACCAACCCGAAGCGACCUGCAGAACCUGCCAGAGGAGCGUAACCACAGCGACAACCAAUCCUCAGACUCGGACAGCGAGCUGCCGGAGCUGAUGGACGCCAUGUGGACGCUGCGGGACCGCGAGCGCUUCAAGGCGCAGGAGAUGGAGAAGCACCAGGUGCAGCUGACCAUGUACCGCCGGCUGGCGCUGAUCCGCUGGGUGCGCACGCUGCAGGGCCGCGUCCAGGAGCAGCAGAACCGCCUGCAGUCCAGCUUUGACGUCAUCCUGACCCACAGGAAGGAGCUGCUGCGGAUGGGAGCCGCCGCCACCGCUGUCGCCCAAUCAUAGGAGGUCUACGGUGUGAUGUCACAGCGCCUGUGUCUCUUUGUGUUUCUGAUUUCAAUGAGUCAAACUUGUGUCUGUAAAUGUGUGUGACUCUCUGCUGAACCCUAGAGCUCUACAUCAGUAUGACGACGCCAUGAUGACACCUUGACGACGCCAUGACGACACCUUGACGACACCAUGACGACACCUUGACGACACCAUGACGACACCUUGACGACGCCAUGACGACACCUUGACGACACCUUGACGACGCCAUGACGACACCUUGACGACGCCAUGACGACGCCAUGACGACACCUUGACGACGCCAUGACGACACCUUGACGACGCCAUGACGACACCUUGACGACGCAUGACGACACCUUGACGACGCCAUGACGACACCUUGACGACACCUUAUGACGACACCUUGACGACACCAUGACGACACCUUGACGACGCCAUGACGACACCUUGACGACACCUUGACGACGCCAUGAGGAUACCUUGACGACGCCAUGACGACACCUUGACGACGCCAUGAGGAUACCUUGACGACGCCAUGACGACACCUUGACGACAGUCUGACCAUACGUGAUACCAUGAUGACAA